Messenger RNA from Orussus abietinus, 835 nucleotides. RefSeq names its product hydroxyacid oxidase 1. The transcript is spliced from 6 exons. Gene Ontology annotation, molecular function: FMN binding; oxidoreductase activity. The record is from RefSeq and is a predicted model, not a curated record. NCBI's taxonomy places the organism in Eukaryota, Metazoa, Arthropoda, Insecta, Hymenoptera, Orussidae. The coding region runs from base 1 to 588 and encodes 195 amino acids.
AUGUACGAUAUACACAGAUUAGCCAAUUUUGAAGGACCCUUGUCUUACAAAAUUAAUAUAUCGAAGGAAGGAUCUGCUCUGAGUGAGUACGUGAGCAAUACCUUUGAUACCUCGCUAACGUGGGAGGACAUAAAGUGGCUAAAGAGCAUAACGCGGCUGCCGAUAAUCUUGAAAGGAAUUUUGACGGCAGAAGAUGCAAUUUUGGCAGUUAAGCACGAUGUCAGCGGAAUUGUAGUCUCUAAUCACGGUGCUCGUCAAAUCGAUGGCACUCCCGCAACGAUUGAGGUUUUGGCAGAAAUUGUUAAUGCAGUGGGUGACAAACUGGAGGUGUAUCUCGACGGUGGAAUUACUCAAGGGACCGAUGUUCUUAAAGCGUUAGGUUUAGGCGCGAAAAUGGUAUUUAUUGGGCGACUAAUGUUAUGGGGUUUGUCAUACAACGGCGAGAAAGGUGCCAGAGCUGUUCUCGAGAUGAUGAGAAAAGAGAUCGACAAGGCAUUUGCCCUAGCAGGUUGCGCAUCCGUAAAGGAUGUUUCGAGGGACAUGAUCGUCCAUGAAUCACGCCUUUGUACCCAUUCCUCUAAACUUUAACUUUUCCUCCGCUAACGAAACAUAAACGAUCUUCUCCAUCUUACUUGCCUUUGAAAAGCAUCUAUCUACAAUUGAGAAGGAAGUACAGGCCACUUUAUUGGAACGUCAAGCAAACGAUCUACACGUAUUCGGUACACGUAAGACCUAAUUAGGUGAUACUAUAUGAGCCGCUCAGUGCACACAUCGACUAACUCCACUUUUUCAAAAAUCUUAAAUUUAGGUGUCAAAGCACUUGGUAUAGUCAUAA